UCGGCGUUGGCUUGGUCCCGCCGCACCUGCGCACACAGCUCGUCGGAAGGUCCCGAGCUCGACUCAGGCAAUGGCGGAGCUGGGUGAGGCGGAUGAAGCGGAGUUGCAGCGCCUGGUGGCGGCCGAACAGCAGAAGGCGCAGUUCACUGCACAGGUGCAUCACUUCAUGGAGUUAUGUUGGGAUAAAUGUGUGGAGAAGCCAGGGAAUCGCCUAGACUCUCGCACUGAAAAUUGUCUCUCUAGCUGUGUGGACCGCUUCAUUGACACUACUCUUGCUAUCACCAGUCGGUUUGCCCAGAUUGUACAGAAAGGAGGGCAGUAGGCCAUCCUGUGGGAGAAUGACUAAAGAAGCAAAGGACUUAUUAUUAAGCAGGUUGAAGGGCCAGCAGAGAAAGGUUGUCAGCCCAUUGUCAGGUUAACUUCAGGCUGUUACCAAGCCUGUUGGUGCUAAAAAGUAAGAGAUCAAAUGUUCAAAAAGUGGAAUUUAUUUAUUGGGAGUUCAGAAAAUCCAUCUUGUAUCACAACAAUUAUUCAAUAAAUGUGAAUUCUCCAACUC
This is a messenger RNA of Kogia breviceps (pygmy sperm whale), 556 nucleotides long. It is a transcript of the gene TIMM8B, whose product is annotated as translocase of inner mitochondrial membrane 8 homolog B. The record is from RefSeq and is a predicted model, not a curated record. Lineage: Eukaryota; Metazoa; Chordata; Mammalia; Artiodactyla; Physeteridae.